Messenger RNA from Arachis ipaensis, 405 nucleotides. NCBI's taxonomy places the organism in Eukaryota, Viridiplantae, Streptophyta, Magnoliopsida, Fabales, Fabaceae. The record is from RefSeq and is a predicted model, not a curated record.
AUGACUAUCACCCUGCAGGAUGUGGCCUAUCAGCUGGGAUUCAAGAUCGGCAAUGAUCUUGUAAGUGGAUGCAUAGGUGGUUGGGAGCAGCACCAUCUGGAACAGAUGAUUGAGGACUUUUGUCAACAGCUACUGGGUGUUAUUCCCAGCCCAGAUGACAGACAGUCACAGACCAAAUGGAUUGUGAAGCUGACAUGGUUCCACAACACCGUUUGCGAAGAGCUGGAGCAGGAUGCCACUGAGGAGCGCCUGUUGAGGUACACGAGACUUUACAUCAUGCAGUUAAUAGGGGGUAUCCUAUUUCCAGAUGCAUCUGACUCUCGGGUGCACAUUAGGUGGCGCCCCCUCCUAAAGGACCUUGAGACAUGUGGCCGGUUAUCAUGGGGCUCGGCUGUGCUGGCAUGA